AUCUGCUACACUUCUUUCGCCCUUCACUCGGUUCGUUUAUCAGUCUAGAGAUAAGCCAGUCCAAGGAGCCUCUCGUGACUUUUAAAUCUGAUUUGUUUCCGUGAUUAUCGUAAAGUUACAUCGAGAAAAUGGCGAGCAGAAAGACCAAGAAGAAGGAAGGAAGCAAGCAAAGAUCACAAAGAGCAACCUCCAAUGUGUUCUCUAUGUUCGAUCAGUCUCAAAUUCAAGAAUUUAAAGAGGCUUUUACGAUGAUUGACGCUAACAGGGACGGCUUCAUCGACAAAGAAGAUUUAAAAGACACCUACGCCUCCCUAGGUAACAUUAAAAGCGAAGCUGAGUUGGAAAAAAUGAUGGAAGACGCGCCGGGGCAACUUAAUUUUACCGUCUUCCUUUCAAUGAUGGGUGACAAGAUUAAAGGUACCGAUCCUGAAGAAACAAUAGUGCAAGCGUUUAAAAUACUGGACGGUGACGACAAAGGUGUUCUGAACAAAAAAGUGCUGGCUGAAAUCCUCACGACACAGGCAGACAGGUUCAACCAAUCAGAGUUAAACCAAAUGUUCGAGAUCGCCCCGAUCGACGCUGCUGGCAACUUGGACUACAAGUCACUCUGCUACAUCGUCACCCACGGACAAGAAGAAGAAUAAAUCGCUUUUGAAUCAAUGACCUUUCGAUUUCAUGCAGUUCAUCACCGUUAUAUAUACAUUACGCAUCACCGGUAUUAUACACGGGCUAUUUCGCCUCUAUUUUAACGUCUAACAACUUUUGGUGGCGGCGAAAAAACGGCAAGUCGUAAAAGUCUAAUUUCAUGUUUGGUGAAUGUUUGGUUUGAAUAUACUGGCGCAGGUUUUGUGUUCUUGUUGACUUGACAGUGUAAGUGAGGUAUCCAACUGUCUGCUCGCGCUGAUCUGGCAUCAAAUAUCACGUUCAUCGUCAUGAAGAAUGUAUAUCAAUUGGUAAAAUAAAUAAAGUUUUACAGUGAA
This is a messenger RNA of Ciona intestinalis (vase tunicate), 980 nucleotides long. Its product is annotated as myosin regulatory light chain, smooth muscle. Gene Ontology annotation, molecular function: calcium ion binding. Lineage: Eukaryota; Metazoa; Chordata; Ascidiacea; Phlebobranchia; Cionidae. The record is from RefSeq and is a predicted model, not a curated record.